Messenger RNA from Jaculus jaculus (lesser Egyptian jerboa), 3926 nucleotides. RefSeq names its product HMG-box containing 4 (gene Hmgxb4). NCBI's taxonomy places the organism in Eukaryota, Metazoa, Chordata, Mammalia, Rodentia, Dipodidae. The coding region runs from base 472 to 1938 and encodes 488 amino acids. The record is from RefSeq and is a predicted model, not a curated record. The transcript has 11 exons.
CUUCCCCAAGAUGGCGGCGGUCGGCAGCGCUGAGGCGGGAUCCGAGCGAGCCGAGUGAAGAUUGCUUUGAUGGUGAUCACAGCUUUGAGGACAUAGGACUCGCAGCUGGCCGAAGCCAACGAGAAAAGAAACGUUCUUACAAAGAUUUCUUAAGAGAAGAGGAAGAAAUCGCAGCUCAGGUCAGGAAUUCUUCCAAGAAGAAGUUAAAGGAUAGUGAACUGUACUUCUUGGGGACGGACACACACAAGAACAAGAGAAAGCACUCCUCGGAUGGUUACUACUAUGGAGGACAGUGGUUCUUGUUCUGAGUGCCGAUAAACCAGUGUGAAGGAGGAGAGAGGUGGAGGGCUGGUAUUUUGGAGGAUUCAGCAUAGAAGAACAGUCUUCAUUUGUGAUACACCAGAUAUUUCGUCUUUGGAAUCGUCACAGAAGAAAAAGAAAAGGUCCAGCCCACAGUCUGCUGAUACAGCAAUGGACCUGUUGAAAGCUAUCACUUCCCCACUGGCAGCAGGCUCCAAGCCCUUUAAAAAGGCGGGGGAGAAGCCCUCCAGUUCUCCUAGCCACUCAGACAGCAAAAAGGAGCAUCACCGGAAGAAAGGAAGCGGGAGCGGUGGGGAGCGCCCCCUGGAGGACGGCAGUGCCCACAAAUCCAAAAAAAUGAAGCCCCUCUACGUGAACACGGAGACGCUGACUCUUCGUGAGCCUGACGGCCUGAAGAUGAAGCUUAUUCUCUCCCCUAAGGAGAAGGGAAGCAGCUCAGUUGAGGAGGAGGCAUUCCAGUACCCCUCCCCACAAGCAGCCGUGAAAAAGUCCUCGAAGAAAUCCGCUCGGGACGAGCAGGGUGCUCUCCUCCUCGGACACGAGCUACAGAGCUUCCUGAAAGCAGCCCGGAAGAAGCACAAGGCAUCCUCGGAGCCGCGCUCGUCCCCGGGCCCUGAGGGCUGCGGGUCCGAGGCGUCCCCGCACAGCGCCAGCCUCGACGUUUCAGGGCUUGAGCCCAUUCUGGUAGAGUCAGACUCGUCCUCGGGUGUGGAGCUGGAGGCCGGGGAGCUGGUCAUUGAUGACUCGUACCGCGAAGUCAAGAAGAAGAAGAAAUCCAAGAAGAGCAAGAAGAAGAAGGACAAGGAGAGGCACAAAGAGAGGCGACACUCCAAGGCCAAGAGGAGCUCCGCACUUUGUGCCGCAGCGACCGAAGAGGUCACAGGGACACCCGGCCCUCCGCCCAGCGCCCCCUAUGCAGGAGCCCCGGGGCCUGCCGCGCCACUUCCUGCCCUCCACACGGAUGGGCAUGGGGAGAAAAAAAAGAAAAAAGAGGAGAAAGACCGAGAAAGAGAGAGAGGAGAAAAGCCAAAAAAGAAGAACAUGUCAGCCUACCAGGUGUUCUGUAAAGAGUAUCGUGUGACCAUUGUGGCUGACCAUCCAGGUAUAGAUUUUGGGGAACUUAGUAAAAAAUUGGCUGAAGUAUGGAAGCAGUUGCCAGAAAAAGACAAACUUAUUUGGAAACAGAAGGCUCAGUACCUACAGCAUAAACAGAACAAAGCCGAAGCUACAACUGUGAAAAGAAAAGCAUCCAGCUCGGAAGGUUCCAUGAAAGUCAGAGCUUCUUCUGUGGGAGCACUGCCACCCCAAAAGAGGUCUCCACCUACCACAAUGCUGCUACCAGCCUCACCAGCCAAAGCUCCUGAGACAGAGCCCAUUGAUGUUGCUGCUCAUCUUCAGUUGCUGGGAGAGUCCCUCAGCCUCAUUGGACACCGCCUACAGGAGACAGAGGGCAUGGUGGCAGUGUCUGGCAGUUUGUCAGUGCUUCUGGAUUCCAUUAUCUGCGCUCUUGGCCCCUUGGCAUGUCUGACUACACAACUGCCUGAAUUGAAUGGCUGUCCCAAACAAGUCUUGUCAAACACACUAGACAACAUUGCUUACAUCAUGCCUGGACUGUGACAGCAAAGACUCCUGGGACAGAAACCUCUUCUCCCUCUUUGCUGGUUUGUGUAUAUAUAACUGACUGUUCCAGAUCCCUUCGCUGGCCUCUGGGUAUAGGUUUUAAAUUUUUAUAUCUAUACAUACAUAUAUAUGUGUAUAUAUAAUGUACAGUAUAUACAUAGGACUGUAACUACUUUGAUUUUAAUAAUUUUAUGACAUGGCAAAGGUUUAGCUAAGAGGAAACUGGCAUGAAUAUGGGCUUGUGAUUCUUUAUUCUUUUGUGGAUAAAUCUGCCUUAAAAACCAGUGUAACUCGGGGGCUGAGGGCUUGUUCUGGGUGCCACAUGCAUCUCCUUAUGGAUGGCUAAAAUGUGAUUUUUUUCCAAACUCAGUUGUACCUCCAGACCCAUCACUGACCAUUUGCCUUACCUGUCUUAAAUGGGAAAUAUAAUAUAGAUGAUGGGAGGAUGCCAGCCGAGCACAGUACAAACUUGACAUGACCUGGGAGGCAAUACGCUCUUUCCCACGGUAGCUGCUGAGAGGACUAAGCAGGGGUUUGUUCCAAUCCCUACUACACAGGUGUCCAUGUCUUACGUUCUGUUGUAAUCAUUGCUACCACUGGCAGCCUCAGUUACAUGAUUCCUGGCAGCAGGAAAAUACCUUGGCAUAGGACCAGCUGUCAAUGCCACCAGCUGAGCCUGUGUAUAUUCUCAGCUGCCCAAGAACCUUUGGUCUAGCCAAGAGCUGGUUUCUCUCAUUGGCAACAUAAGUUGGCCACCAAAUCCUCACACGUUCUGCUAUUUAGCUGCUUGGUGGUUACAGAACUUUGUCCAGCAGGUUCUUGGAUUCGUCUCACUGGUUCCCCUGGUGGGCAAAUGCUGUUCUGCAUUCCACAUGUAAGAGAAUUGCAAAAAAGUACUCAGUUCUCCUGUAGGUUUAUUUAUACGUGUGUGUGAAUGUAUAUUUUAAUUAUGUGUAUUUAACUCUUUAAAAUUUUGAUUUUAAUUUAUCCUGUAAAUUUCUGUAUAUAUAAUUUAAUAACAAAAGCCUCCACCAGCAAUAGCAUGUGGAUCAUACAGAUUUGUCAUUUCUUCCUUCUAGUCUCUUCUGAAAACUAAUCUACAUUCUAAGGUGUUGGAACUUAAACAGGAAUCAUGAUGUUGGUAUUCUAAUUCUGUGUAAAGAAACUUCAUGGCCUUCAAUAAUGUUAGGAAGCGGACUAAAGGGGAAGUUGCAACUCCCAGCCACCCUGACUCCCUAAGAACCAGACCUGCUUUCCAGUCAGGAAAAUAGCUGAGCACUGCAGGGUUGCUUCUGAAUUGGCCGUGAGAUUCCCCACCAAAGCCAAGCCGAGGCGGCCAUGCUUCCUUCCCCCAGCCUGCGUGGACCGGCAUCUCGUGAAGCUCUAAGGACUGCAGCCAGCUUCAAUCCUAUUGCAUCCCCGACUCCCCACUGGGCUGCCGGCUGCCGCAGGGUGGGCUUCUCAGAGGUGUUCUUGCUGCUGAAUCCCUGUCCUAGCUCAGAGCAGUUUUAAGAUUUAAUCAGGUAAAGAAGGAAACUAAAAUCAAGAAGAGUAGAGAUUUUCACCUGACUUCAUGUACGAGCGCCAUGCCUCAUUUGUACCCAUGGGAGUUUCCUGUGUGAAACUGUUUUCCGGAGAGGCCAGAAGCCAUGGAAGGUACAGGAAGCAGUCAGUACUUCCAUUGUCAUUUGUAUACCGUAAUGAAAUCCUGAUGAGGACCUGCGUUUUCAUGUGCUUUCCUUUGAAACCUCAUCCUGUUGUAUUUGUACUAAAGCUUUGUACACAUUUGUAUAAUAAUCUGUACCUUGUGGUAUUUGGUACUAUUCGGGGAAAAUCUUUCGAUUCAGCCUUCUUGCAGCUUUUAUAUUAUUAUUUUUUGUUUUUUAAAAUAAAUCCUGGUGGUUUGAUCCAAAUCCCAUUACAGUUGUAUAAAGAAAUAAGAUUUUGUACUUAUAUUAUUAAAGAUCGCAUUUUUAAUAUUUGUA